This is a messenger RNA of Haemonchus placei, 351 nucleotides long. Lineage: Eukaryota; Metazoa; Nematoda; Chromadorea; Rhabditida; Trichostrongylidae. The record is from the annotation of a GenBank genome assembly.
AUGAUCGCGUACUACUCUCCUUCUGACAAGAUUUUCCUUGCGAUAGUGUGGGGUUUAUCGACAUGGGGUUUCAUGAUGAAUUUGUUCCUGCUUUUUAUAAUUGUCUUCAAAAGUCCGGCAAAUCUCUCGCCUUAUCGUAUAUUUCUUGCUAACACCGCUAUUACACAGAUGUUUGCCGACGUUGUUUAUAUAUCAAUUUCACCGAGGGUUCUCGGUGAAGGACUCAGUAUUAUAGUCAUAUAUCUUGGACCAAGUCAAUUCCUCGGAAAGGAUGUGUGUCGUAUGCUCUACACAGCAAUGUGUGAGUUUUCGGAUGAACUCAGAUUACGAGUUAUUCGAUCCAACCUUUAA